Messenger RNA from Blumeria graminis f. sp. triticale, 1074 nucleotides. The record is from the annotation of a GenBank genome assembly. NCBI's taxonomy places the organism in Eukaryota, Fungi, Ascomycota, Leotiomycetes, Helotiales, Erysiphaceae.
AUGAACAAUCGAUCCUUUCCUGUCGAGGCUCUGGGAGCCUCCACAUUUGUUCUCUUAUUUUCACUAGCCUGCCUCAUCUUGAGUACUUUGCUAGUUUGUCUUCUCAUUAAGUUUGGAGAAAGAUCGAAAUAUGUGACCUUUUUCUCUGUAUUCACUGUUGUGAGUACAUUCGCCUCGAUAAUACAACAAAUACAUUUCGUUGCCAAUUGGAAUAUCAUCAAGCAAGGUCAUUUUGAACAUGUCAUGGAUAAGAUGCACCGCCAUGGCAUAGCCUUUGGUGGCGCUGGUGAGACUUGGGAUUUAGUCCUCUUCUAUAUACAGUUCUAUUGCUACAAUGCUAUGAGCUUAAAUAUUCUAUUUUGGGCAAUAUCCCUAUUUAAUAGCUCAUGGGCGGAUACUUUUUCGCGUCUCGGAGAUCGCAAUAACAAGUUAGCUUCUGCUUCUAAAGUAUUCUCCAUAAUUUGGCCUGGGGUCAUCAUUGCUCUUAUGCAAUGUCAAAUGCUACAACACAUUCCAAUACUCCAUAUUACCGUCUCAUACAUAACUAUGUUUACAAGUUUAACACUUGGAAGUGUCCUACUAGUUUUGAUUCUCUUCAAGUAUAUCAAAACAAGACGACUAUUAGCGGAAUGCAACGGCCGAGGCGAGUGGUGGGCAACUAUCGAUGCGGACGAUCUUAUGUACAGAACUUCUACUACAGACAGUAACAGUAGUUCAGUCAGUGCCAAGAUAAGUAGCAAAAAGAAAUCUAUCUAUGAUAGAGCCCUGGUUACACGAUUCACUAUCGGAUUUGUGGUAAUGAGGCAAGUCGUCAUCAUAUUCUUUACACUUUUCCAGAUCAACAACAAUAGAGAGAUGGCCGAGUCUGGCGAGCCAGAUUUAAGUGUAGAUGGUGCAAUCGAAGAAUCCUUCAUGUUCAUACCGGGAGUGUCAGUCUCACUUAUAGCCUUCCUCGUUUUUGGCACGACCAAAUCUUGGCGUCGCUAUCGUGACCUUAUCUUUGAUGGUUGCAGUAGCCACAAUCACAAAGAAAACUAUAGAGGGAUCGGAGGUAAAGGUAUGACUAACUUCUAA